AUGUCAGAAAGAGGCCGUGGUGGACGAGGCGGCAACACCUCUGGCCCAUCGCAUCGCGGUGGUGGUCCUGGUCGAGGCUCCGGCGCCCCGCGUGGUCACUCGAACCGCGGCUCUUCCCGCGGUGGCUCCCACUCCAACUCCAACUCUGGUCCAUCCGAUCGACCAAAGAAGGAGGCCAUCCUCGAUCUCUCCAAGUACAUCGACCAGACCAUCCGUGUCAAAUUCGCAGGCGGUCGUGAGGUCUUCGGCACGCUUAAAGGCUUCGACCAACUGAUGAACCUCGUCAUGGACGAAGUCAAGGAGUCGCUACGGGAUGAGGAGGGCAACGUGACGGACAAGACGAGGAAUCUCGGGUUGGUGGUGUUGAGAGGUACAGCGUUGACGGUCAUCAAUCCGGCGGAUGGGUUUGAGAGCAUUGAAAACCCGUUUGCGCAGGCCGAGUAG
Pseudozyma hubeiensis SY62 is the source of this 444-nucleotide messenger RNA. RefSeq lists its product as hypothetical. The transcript has 2 exons. The record is from RefSeq and is a predicted model, not a curated record. The coding region runs from base 1 to 444 and encodes 147 amino acids. Gene Ontology annotation, biological process: mRNA splicing, via spliceosome; nuclear-transcribed mRNA catabolic process. Gene Ontology annotation, molecular function: RNA binding. NCBI's taxonomy places the organism in Eukaryota, Fungi, Basidiomycota, Ustilaginomycetes, Ustilaginales, Ustilaginaceae. Gene Ontology annotation, cellular component: U2-type prespliceosome; U12-type spliceosomal complex; Lsm1-7-Pat1 complex.